Messenger RNA from Phytophthora nicotianae INRA-310, 423 nucleotides. RefSeq lists its product as hypothetical. NCBI's taxonomy places the organism in Eukaryota, Oomycota, Peronosporomycetes, Peronosporales, Peronosporaceae. The coding region runs from base 1 to 423 and encodes 140 amino acids. Gene Ontology annotation, molecular function: sugar transmembrane transporter activity. The transcript has a single exon. The record is from RefSeq and is a predicted model, not a curated record. Gene Ontology annotation, biological process: carbohydrate transport. Gene Ontology annotation, cellular component: membrane.
AUGGGUGCGAUUUCUAUCGGAACGUCCACUGGCCUGUACGGGGCUCCGUUAGCAACGAUACGAAGGAUCAUACGUACCAGAUCGACGGCCUCAAUGCCGCUCACGCUCUGUCUUGCGAACUUCUUCAAUAGCGUGUGUUGGGUAGUCUACGCGGUCAUUAUCGUGGACGUCUGGGUGCUGCUCCGGAACGCUUUCGGCUGUGUGCUGACGACGAUUCAGAUGAUCCUCUACAUCAUCUACCCGACAUCAACGAUGCGGCUCCAGUCCUUCAUGAUCGACCACCCUGACGAGGCCUCGAUAUCAAUCUUAUUCAACACACAAGAAGGUCCUCUGGGCAGGAAGAGCUCUUUAGAUCUUAAGGACAUCCUCGACUUCGUAGCAGUCCGCUCUCCCGUUAGACUCCAGCAGACUACCGUAGCCUAA